GUCACCGCCUCAGUCAGUCAGUCCCACAGCAAGACGUGACCAAGCCAUUCACGGCAGUCGAGUGCUGUAAAGGUUAUGUAUACGCUGACUGUUCUAAACUCUUCUUACCUGCAAAACAUAAAAGGACGGCUUUGUUUGAUUGCACGGACGCAUGCGUCUGCUGGCGAGAAACAGGAUACGCUGGUCUACAUAUAAAGAUCCGCAACGUGCAUAAUGAAAAUGUCCGAGCAACAUCGAUCUCGGUAACCAACUUCGGAAGACUUCUGUCAUCAUUUCUACGAGAACGAUCUCUUGGCGAGCGAAGAAACCACAAAGCAGUGACCAGCGUCCUCUCAGCUUGUCCUCGUCAUGUCGCAGUUUGGAUACUCACACCUACAGGAGGAGUGGGAGGGGCAUGACUCUGCCCCGAUCCAAACAUCAGAUUCUUGGGUCGCAUCAUUUGAUGACCCCCGUCUCCACGCAACAGCCCUCACCGACAGUUCCAUCGUAAAUCAAACGCCUGAGGCGCAGUCACAGAACGACACAUCUAGUCCUAGAAGUACAAAAUCCUCAAAAGAUACUCAUGCUGUAGACAACGUCAAGUACACGCCUCUCUCGAGAACCGGAGUUCACGAGCUGAGACCGUUUGACGAGGAGUCGGUAGAGGGCUUAGACAAAGACAGAGUGGUCUUCGAUUCCUUCAUCAGCAUCAACGGAGGACAGAACUCAAAGCCAGUGGUCAGGCGCUUCCAUGUGCUUAUCUGUGGCCUGCUCAGCGCAUGUGCGGCGUUGGUUGUUUUUGCAUUAAUUUAUGUGUUUGUCAUACUGCCCGCCCAUAAUGGGAAGAUAGUAUAUCCUGACGGACAGAUGCACACAGCGGACCUGGCAAAAUUAAGGAAACUUGGAGAAAACGUUGUGGUGACGUCAUGCGGUCUUGUGCGCGGACAAAUGGAAGGAGGGGCGCACUCUUUCAAAGGUAUACCUUACGCCGAGCCUCCUGUAGGCCGAGGUCGUUGGCGGCCUCCUGUGCCCCUGAGCUAUCAUUCUCGGACGUGCUGGAGCGGAAUUUUCAACGCCACUUCGUUCGGAAGUAAAUGCGUGCAGCCUAAAUUCAAGGACGUGUCUGAAGUGGAAGGCGACGAAGAUUGUCUGUUCCUAAAUAUCUGGACGCCUACGCUGAACCCAGAGUUUCAUCUUCCUGUUAUAGUGUGGUUCCACUCAGGAGAUUUCGUGUAUGGAUCGGGAAAUAUGCCCGGGAUGUCGCCCGGUCCUCGGGUUGCCUUGGAUACGAACGCUGUUUACGUUAGUUUCAACUACCGUUUAGGGUCUCUUGGUUUUCUAGCUUUGGAUGAGCUGAGGGAUGAGAGAGAGAAAACUACUGGAAACUAUGGGAUUAUGGAUCAGCUUCUGGCACUGCGCUGGGUGAAGGAGAACAUCGGGCAUUUCGGCGGGAACGAAAACCAGAUCACAGUAUUUGGUCAUGGCUCGGGAGCUACCUCAAUCCAAGCGCUGCUGGCCUCCCCUUUUUCCACAGGGCUCUUCCACAGAGCCUGGCUUUCCAGUCCAGAACCGGUGCUGAAUAAAACUUUGAGUGAAGCAUGCCGAGACAACGCAGAAUUCCAAAAGAAAUCCGGCUGUUCAGGCGCACAGUGUAUGCGGCAAUUGACUGCCAAGGACGUCUCAAGAUCAUCUCCAUGGCAACUGGAGGCGCACUGGACACUUGACCAGCUGAUCCAGCCUCAUAGCAGUCAGCUGAGGAAUGGCAUCGUCAUAUUUGAUGGCCAUAUUGUCCACUGGAAUAAGGCUCACGAAGGUCCGUUUGGCACGGACGUUCCUGUUGUGUUCGGGACGUCUUACUUUGACCUGAGCAGCAUGCAGGACCAGCAGAGCUUGAUCAACCUCACCUGGGAAGGUUUCAAUGACAUCAUCGCACAUCAUAUGAGCGGUGUCCUUGGCACGGAGGCGACGGUGCAAGCCUUGAAACUCUACGCUCACAUUCCUUCUGUUCAGUACACAAGCCCCGCUCAAUUUCCGGGCGUGCCGUCUGCUGAGCUUGCCCGGAUGAUUGGUGACCUCAAGAAUGUCUGUCCUAUCAAAAUCCUCGCUGACGCUUAUUCAUAUGUACACUCAUCCCCUGCUUAUGUAUACGUCGCCGAGUUGUAUCCUUCCCACAAUAUGAAACUUUCGUCCUCUAUAUCUACUACGUUCGUAGGCUGGGAUGUCAUGGCGUUCUUCAAUGGGUUUGAUGAACUCGGUUUCCAGGCCGGACAAGGGGACAUAAACUUCCAGAAUGUCUUACGGGAAGAGGUGAUGAGUUUCGCCCGCUCGGGAAAACCUGAUGCAUCGAGAUGGCGGGUGGUGUCUGAAACCACUGGCGUGAUUGGCAGGGGUGUGACCGUCACCCCGGUGCAGUCAGAGUAUUACAGUAAAUGUGAAUUUUGGAAGCAGUAUGGGUUUUUUAAGUACACUUGGUUGUAGAGCGAUGACUGUUUUUGUGUGGCAUAAGCAUGCUUGUAUCAGUGCAAUGUGGCAUUUCUACUUGAUUUUGCUCCCACUGAUGUGGAUAGGGUGAUUUUUAAGGAGUUCGAUGGCUUUGGUGUGUUCAUGCGAAAGUGUGUCUUUCAUGUAUGUGUGUGUUUGCUUGUGUGUCAAUAAAUGAAUGUACAAU
This is a messenger RNA of Aplysia californica (California sea hare), 2647 nucleotides long. RefSeq names its product pyrethroid hydrolase Ces2a. The coding region runs from base 349 to 2457 and encodes 702 amino acids. The record is from RefSeq and is a predicted model, not a curated record. NCBI's taxonomy places the organism in Eukaryota, Metazoa, Mollusca, Gastropoda, Aplysiida, Aplysiidae. The transcript has 7 exons.